Molecule: messenger RNA, 2712 nt
Organism: Neoarius graeffei (lesser salmon catfish)
Lineage: Eukaryota; Metazoa; Chordata; Actinopteri; Siluriformes; Ariidae
Exons: 9
Coding region: 812-1591 (259 amino acids)
Cellular component (GO): membrane
Source: RefSeq, a predicted model, not a curated record
UGCUAAAUUUAGUUCUCAUGUCGUCCUAGAAAACUCAGUUUAAUUGCUUUUAACGCACUUGUGUGUCGUUUUGCACAUUAACCCCAGAGCAGGAUGCCGACGGGUUUGGGUUCGGAAGCGAAAAUGAUUAUUAUUGCAAGGCUCGGGCACGCGCUGGGACUAAAACCUGCAUGCUGCUGCGGUUUAUUCUCUUUAUGGGAGUGAGGGAUUUAUCUGUCCAGGUGCGUUUGCAGCGGGAGAGAAAUCUGACUUUCCGCAUCCCCUGAUUGCGCAUGCGCUUAUUUAUUCCUGUAUGUAUUUAUUUGCGCAUGCAGUAACUGAAGGGGUUUGUGUCUGUGAUCCUGCUGCGCUUUGUGUCUGUGAUCCUGCUGCGGUUUGUGUCUGUGAUCCUGCUGCGCUUUGUGUCUGUGAUCCUGCUGCGCUUUGUGUCUGUGAUCCUGCUGCGGUUUGUGUCUGUGAUCCUGCUGCGGUUUGUGUCUGUGAUCCUGCUACGGUUUGUGUCUGUGAUCCUGCUGCGCUUUGUCUGUGAGUGCACUGAUGCUCAUCCUGAGUGCUGCACUGCUCAGUCCUGCUGGGAAAAAGCCCUGAGUCAUGGAAGUUCUCCGAGUACCGCAGUGCAUCCUCCUCUUCAUCCUCAUCCUCACCCCUCCCCCUCUUCAUCCUCAAUGCGGGACUGAGCAGGACGCCAUGACAGCGCGCACUGGAUCGCAGCCCUCCUGCAUCUUUCCUGCGCUCCCUCCACAGAUAAAGCAGAGAUCAUGCCCUGUACGUGGCACUCUGAGAUUUGUUUUGUAUAAUAACCAAUAACAGUAUGGGGAUUGAGAGUCAAGUCCCGGCCCAGCCUGCAGGCAACCUGACCCCCAGACAGGUGAAGACUUUCCAGAAGGUGGAACCAAAAGCUUUAGGGUCGAUCCAGAUCAUCAUCGCUGCUUUUUGUCUGUGCCUGAGUGUCUCCAUGCUUCAGAUCCAAAAUGAAGUUCACUUUUACCCCGACCUCAUCGCAGUGGGAGUGAUCGCCUUGCAGAUUCUUGCCUCCGGUUCAAUCCUGAUCCAUGCUGGGAGGUCCCCUUCUCUUUUAUGGGUAAAGACUACGCUGGCCGUUCACCUUGUGAGCGCUGCGGUCGCCACUGCCGCUCUGGGCCUCCUGUCUCGCCACCUUCCCUACAGACAAGACUCGUAUCACUGCGAGCACUGCAGGAGACUGGAGAUCUACGCUGUGCAACAAAAUUGUUUCAAGAAAUGCUCUUAUGUGAUCGAAAGACACUAUAAACUCUUGAUUGAUGGCAUGUUGGCUACGUUGGUGCUGUUCCUGCUGGUGGAGCUGACCAUCUGCAUCAUCACCAUUCUCUUUGGACUCAGCGUUCUGGCUAAAGGAGGCCUGCAUCUGCCUGGAGUGGUUCAGCGUAUUGAACGUCCUCCAGCUCGUCCAGCUCCACCUCAGCCAGAAGUCACACCUCCUCAGGUGGAGGUGUUGGAGGAGGUGAUGGUACCCGUGGCUGCACAGGAACCUCAUCCUCAGCCAGUAGAGGAAGCUUCUACUCCUCCCACUGAACCACAGGUCGAGCCUAUUGACUCGAUACCGGAGGUCUGAUCCACGGUCACGUGACAUUUCCACUGCAAAUAGGAGCUUUAUUCAUUCAAAUGAUUUCUCUGAGCAGAAAGUAUCGCGAUCGGUUUAGUUAUGUGGCUAAUCAUUUUCCGCUCGCAGAACAAAUUUCAAUAAGUAAAACUCCUAUGUGCUUUUCCACCAAUCAGAAAGCCGAGCAAAUAUCUGAGGCCAAGAAUGAAAUGUAUACAAUUUACAUUAGCCUCGUAGCUCGUUUUUUUGUUGUUGUUUUUUUAGCCAAAGGAAUCAUUAUGAAGUUCAUAAUGAUUCCUUUGGCUAAAAAAACGUCAUGUUGCAUGAAUAAUGAUAUUAGAGCCAGCUUUCCCCAAAACGUGUAGACCUUUAGAACCGAUUAAAUAGUUUAUACCAGAGUGCUGUUGAAUUCUCAAAGCUGAUUGGUCAGAAGGUGCUGAUUAAUUUUCUAUAACAGCAGCUCAGACAGUAGUUCCUGCUGCAAGGUAAAUCAAGUUUACAUAAAUUCACUUCUUCCAAUAUGUUUUCGUUUCUGUAGUAACGACUAAUUAUGGAAGGAGUCUCCAGUUUCGGUUCUUUGUAAAGCAGUAACGUUACGUUUUAUCGAAGUCUCGGUAAUGUAACGAGCUGCAUUUUCUGUCUUCAGGAAAGUGAAAAAGCCUGGUGAGGUCAGGGAACUGUUUACAGCUGCUUAAGUGAUAACAGGAACUUUAUUGUUUCAUGGACAUUCCAGAUAACUAGAAAUGGAUAAAAAAGUACUCUGUGUCAUUUUUGAGGAAUAAAAUAUUUCAGGCAUAGGAAAAUGAUCAACUUCAGGGUGAUAAUAGUAACUCAUCACAUGACCCCAUUGUUGAUUAUUUUCCAGUAACAGCACACCCUGAAGUGUUUUAUUCAAUACUCAUGUGAGUAUCAGUACUUUUUUGAGAAGCUGUGUCCUACAGACAGAAAUCUGUAUGUUAAUAUCACUAGAUACUGGUACAUUAUUGUAAGAUAUACAUUUUUUUUUGCCAAAAAUGUUAUUUUGUUGUAUUAUGUGUAGACACCUGAUGUUUUCGACUCUGUUCCAUAUUAACGCUUCCACUAUCGAGUGGAUGAAUGUGAUUAGCUGUUGUAAUAUACUCACACUAAGACUA